AACAACGUGGCUGCGGUCAGUCAGCUAGAUCUUCAAGCAAAGUCCCUCGUACCCAACUCAAUUUAACAUUUCUCAUCUCUUGUAAUCAGUAGCUAAUUAUGGUACUGAUACCUAGCUAUAGAUGGGGAACAUAGGCGGCCGAUGAAUGAAUAUUAUGGUUUUUAUGAUGGAUCAACUUUUUGGCUUUGAUUGGUUUGUGGUCUUUUUGUAAGUAUUCCUUGAAUGCAGUGUCAUGUCUUCCUGCAGGUACCAGGGUCGACAAAGCUGAUUGUCAACCAAUUCCGAUGUUCAUCACUUGUCAUGAUUUUGUAUAAGUACUUCGUCCUCCUCUUCCUCUUCAUUCCCUCAUCCAUCACUUUCUAACUCACUCUCCCGGGUUGAAAUCUCAUGAUGCCAUCUCUUCACCUCCCUCAAGCCCUUUGCUUCGCCUUGGCACUUUUGCCUGCUGCGAAUGCUGUCUCAAUCCCAUCGUACUCAAACCCAGCUAGCGAUGCAAAGAAUGGAGCUGUUGCCAGUGAAAGUUCGAUUUGCUCACAAAUCGGUAUUGAUAUUAUGAAAGAGGGAGGAAAUGCCGCUGAUUCCGUGAGUCCGCUCAUUCAAAAGUCUGAAGUUUCUUAUAUAGUCAUUCUAACACUGUCACUAGAUUGUCGCAGUCCAACUCUGUGUGGGAGUAGUUGCAAUGUAUCAUUCUGGUAUAGGGGGCGGUGGUUUCGCGACUGUGCGAUCAGCCAAUGGAACUUAUGAGUUUGUUGAUUUCCGCGAGAUGGCUCCCGCAGCUGCUUUCGAAACUAUGUACAAUCCUCCUCUUUCCAACACAGCUGCCUCGCUCUAUGGUGGUUUGGCAAGCGGUGUACCAGGAGAGCUACGUGGUCUUGAACAUAUUCACAAAAAAUACGGAGUCUUGCCAUGGAAACAGCUAGUGCUUCCCUCUGUCAAACUCGCCCGCUAUGGAUUCAAUGUUACCGCCGACUUAGUGCGCUACAUGGCUUCCUCCACAACUCCCUAUGACUUCUUGACUUAUGACGAAACUUGGGCAAUUGACUUUGCGCCAAAUGGAACUCGAGUCAAGUUGGGCGAUCUGAUAACCAGGAAACGUUAUGCCGAUACGCUUGAAGUCAUUGCCGAACAUGGUCCAGAUGCAUUCUACACAGGCGCCAUUGCAAAUGCCACAAUCACCGCACUUCAGAAAGCAAAUGGGACCAUGACCCUUUCGGAUUUGAAAAAUUACACCAUCGAAUCCCGACACACUUCGAACACCACUUAUCGAGGCUUCAAAAUUUUUAGUGGAACUGCGCCAUCCAGUGGUGCUGUAGUUUGCAGUGUAAUGAACAUUGUCGAGGGCUAUGAUAUGUCGACCCCAAGUCAGCUGAACUUCUCAACACAUUACUUAGACGAGGCAAUGCGCUUCGGCUACGGACAAAGAACCUUGUUGGGAGAUCCAAAAUUCCUCACAAACCUAACAAGUUACCAAGAUAAAAUGCUAUUAAAAGCCACAGCUGCCGAAGUUCGAUCGAGGAUUGAGGAGUUUCAAACCUUGAACAUAUCUUCUUACGAUCCUUCAAAUUUCGACAUUCUUUCCGAUAGUGGAACAUCUGCCAGUGUUACUGCUGACAAGAGCGGUCUUACGAUCGCCUUGACAUCUACAAUUAAUACCGUAUUUGGUAGCAGAGUCAUGAUUCCAGAAACUGGUAUCGUAAUGAACAAUGAGAUGAAUGGUAAGAUUUCCACUCCACCGUGAAAUUCGCACGUCAUAUUAACAACUCCUAGAUUUCUCCAUCCCCGGUGCAGUCAACGCAUUCGGCUACUCCCCCUCCCCAGCCAACUUCAUCCGACCAUUCAAGAGACCCCUCUCCUCCAUCUCCCCAACCAUCGUCGAAUUCCCCAACGGCACCGUCUACAUUUCUCAUGCCUCCGCCGGUGGUUCCCGCAUCAUCACGGAAGUAAUCCAGCAUCUCUGGCACGUACUCGACCAAAACAUGACUUCAGCAGAAAGUGCGCGUCAACCAAGAUUCCACGAUCAAUUAUCCCCCAACACCGCCGUCUUUGAAUAUGGAGAUCCAACUUUCGGAGUCGAAGGUUACAGUAAUGAGACCACGGCCUUCUUCAGAGAAAUCGGAGCCAAUGUAACAUUUAUGGCUUUGGGGACUUCGACGGCCCAAUCGCUCAGACGAUUAGCAAAUGGAACGUUUGAGGCGGCUGGUGAGCCUAGACAACUUAAUAGUGCUGGUUAUGCGAUUUAGGGAUUUUUUAAUCUAAGGAUACCCGUGUCCAUGGGACAUGAUAAUGAGUAAUUUAUCAAUGAAUAAUUUAUCAAUGAAUAGUUUAUCAAUUAACUACUGAUCAAACAAACUCUUCCCGUUUCCAACUUUCU
This is a messenger RNA of Sclerotinia trifoliorum, 2371 nucleotides long. The record is from the annotation of a GenBank genome assembly. NCBI's taxonomy places the organism in Eukaryota, Fungi, Ascomycota, Leotiomycetes, Helotiales, Sclerotiniaceae.